CCUGCCUCGCAGCCGGCCGGCUUUGGGCUGCGCCUCAAAAGGACCCCGCGCGGGUGAGGAGGAGGAGGAGGAGAAGCACCACCCCGCCUCCCUCUCCCUCUCUCCCCUUCUGCAGCCGGCAGAAGAGCGUCUCCUCCGCUCGCCUGCGCCUGACUCCCGCCGCCGCCGCCUUUUGUUUGGCUUCUCUCAGCCGCCGGGCGGGCGGCGAGUCUCUCCGUCGGCUCCCUUGGGAUGGUUUCGUGGACCUGCUGCUCUACCGGCUGGCGAUGCCCUGCUAGGGCCUCGGCUCGCUAACUGCCAUGUCUCCAGCAGCGGACAGCUCGGGCCCCAGCAAGCGCAAGAGGCCCUGCGGCGCGGCGCCCUAAGCGAGCGGGACGCAGAGCCGGUGGAUGCGGCCGCCGGCAUGUCGGGCGGCAGAGUGGACGGCGGCGGGAGCGGCGCGGCCGCGCAUCGGAGGUCCGAGGCCAGCGAAGGGGUGGCGCAGAGAGACGAGGAGCAGGAAGAAGAUGCGGAGGAAGAUCUCCGAGAUGGAGGAGUCCCUUUCUUCGUCAACCGAGGCGGGCUGCCCGUCAACGAGGCCACCUGGGAGAGGAUGUGGAAGCACGUGGCCAAGAUCCACCCCGAGGGAGAAAGGGUGGCCCUGAGGAUCCGGGGAGCCACUGACCUGCCCAAGAUUCCCAUACCAAGUGUGCCUACGCUCCAGCCAUCCACUCUUAUCCCUGAGCGCCUGGAAGCUGUACAGCGUUAUAUCAGGGAGCUUCAGUACAAUCACACUGGGACACAGUUCUUUGAAAUCAAGAAAAGCAGGCCUUUGACUGGGCUGAUGGAUCUGGCCAAAGAAAUGACAAAAGAGGCUCUGCCAAUCAAGUGCCUGGAAGCUGUGAUCCUGGGAAUUUACCUCACCAACAACAUGCCAACCCUGGAGCGUUUCCCCAUCAGCUUCAAAACCUACUUCUCAGGGAACUACUUCCGCCAUAUUGUGCUGGGAGUGAACUUUGGAGGCCGCUACGGUGCCCUGGGCAUUAGUCGGCGUGAGGAUCUCAUGUACAAAGCGCCCACCUUCCGCACGCUGAGCGAACUGAUCUUUGACUACGAGGAGGCAUACCGGCGCUGUUGGCACACCCUAAAAAAGGUGAAGCUUGGCCAGUGUGUGUCCCAUGACCCACACAGCGUGGAGCAGAUUGAGUGGAAGCACUCCAUCUUGGAUGUGGAGAAGCUGGGCCGUGAGGACUUCCGCAAGGAGCUCGAGAGGCAUUCCCGUGACAUGAGGCUAAAGAUCAGCAAAGGAACAGGACCACCAUCGCCCACCAAGGAUAGGAAGAAGGAUGUGUCAUCCCCACAGCGAAGCCAAUCCAGUCCACAUCGUCGCAACAGCCGGACAGAACGGCGACCAUCUGGAGAGAAGAAGCCUACAGAGCCCAAAGCUAUGCCGGAUCUCAACGGUUACCAAAUCAGAGUAUAAAGAAGUCUUCUCACCAUUCAA
Messenger RNA from Lacerta agilis (Sand lizard), 1483 nucleotides. RefSeq names its product vasohibin 1 (gene VASH1). The coding region runs from base 404 to 1462 and encodes 352 amino acids. The record is from RefSeq and is a predicted model, not a curated record. Lineage: Eukaryota; Metazoa; Chordata; Lepidosauria; Squamata; Lacertidae. The transcript is spliced from 8 exons. Gene Ontology annotation, biological process: regulation of angiogenesis. Gene Ontology annotation, cellular component: cytoplasm.